AUGCGCAGUUUCUACGACAGGGAUGUGCCGUUUGCGCUGGAUCGGUUGGAGGAGAUCCGAAACGGCAUUGAGAAGCAGGUCGAGGCGUAUGAGAAGGUACAGAAGGAGCAAAAGAGACUCGAGCGUGCUCGAGUGAAGGCUCAAUUGAAAGAAAAAGAAGAUGCGAAGAAGAAAGCUCUGUCGGCAGCAUCGUCGAUUCAGAGAUCGCACUUCGGGACUGACUCAAGGUCGACAACUGGCCCCUCGACCCGCUCGUCAGCUCCUGAUGACGAUGAUAGGUCGUAUUUAGAGACUUUGGCGUCUUUGCGAAGACUCAAAGUCCAGAAUGAGAGAGGUGAUUCAACUGCCAGUGACCGAAUCGGGUCGUGGUCGACUGUGUCGUAUCCAACGAUUCCUGAUCGUACUGUGUCACUUUCCCACUCGUCUACCCCAUCAGGCUCGUCGACUCCAUUAUCAAUUCCAGGAGCCUUUCCCGGCAGUCCACCUCCCGUUCCACCUAAAGAUUAUAAUGCCACAAGUGUCAGCAGCAGUACAAUAAGUUCUAACACUAAGGGCACAUCGACAGCAUCAAGUACUGUGGCAGCACCACCAUCUAUAGAACACAAAAACCGAUAUUCCACUGAAGGAGGUACUGGACUAAGAACUACGUUUCUGCCACGAGGAUUGAAGGAUACUUUCUUGCAAAUCGCCAAGAAAAAUACCAUGCGAAAUCUCGAAACAUGCGGUAUUCUGUGCGGAAAACUGAAUCGCAACGCCUUUUUCAUCAACUAUCUGGUGAUUCCUGAGCAGGAGUCGACUUCUGAUACCUGUUCGACCACUAAUGAGGAAUCGCUGUUCGAGUUUAUUGACGAGAACGAGCUGUUUGUGCUGGGAUGGAUUCAUACGCACCCGACUCAGACCUGUUUCAUGUCGUCCAUCGACCUCCACACCCAGAACUCGUACCAGAUCAUGCUCCCAGAAGCAGUGGCCAUUGUAUGUGCCCCCAGCCAACAGCCGUCUUUCGGAGUAUUCCGGCUCACUGACCCUCCUGGCAUCGACAUCAUCAAAAAGUGCCGCCAGUCAUCGACUUUCCACCCUCACCGCGAACCAGACCUCUACAAAACUGCAUACGACCCCGGCCACCUCCUCAUCCGGGACGACCUCCCGUUCAAAACGAAGGACUUGCGCCAGCUAUAA
Molecule: messenger RNA, 1176 nt
Organism: Sugiyamaella lignohabitans
Lineage: Eukaryota; Fungi; Ascomycota; Dipodascomycetes; Dipodascales; Trichomonascaceae
Exons: 1
Coding region: 1-1176 (391 amino acids)
Biological process (GO): protein K63-linked deubiquitination
Cellular component (GO): endosome; membrane
Molecular function (GO): protein binding; metal-dependent deubiquitinase activity; K63-linked deubiquitinase activity
Source: RefSeq, a predicted model, not a curated record